AUGUGCGAGAUCUUUGAUAUAACAUUUCUCACUUCCAUAUUAGAUUGCGACCAAGACCGCACAGUCGAAGAUUGUAUUAACUCGAUAGGAUUUGGCAAGUAUCAAAUUCGACUAUUAUUAUUGGCAGGAUGCGAUACGCUCGUUGAUGCCAUGGAAGUCAUGUUAUUAGCCAUUAUUGGACCUGUACUUCUAUGUGAAUGGUCUCUAUCGCCAUGGCAAGAAGCUUUCAUGACAACGUUCGUUUUUAUUGGGAUAGGUAUUGGCGCACUCUUUUGGGGUUGGAUAUGUGAUAUCUAUGGCCGUAAAUUGGGUGUACUCUCAGCAGCUAUCCUAACAUUCUACUACGGGUUUCUGUGUUCUUUUUCUCCAAGUUAUUUCUGGAUUAUUUGUACAAGAGCAUUAACUGGAUUCAGUUUAUCGGGAUCUACUCAAAUGGUGACAAUUCUUAGUGAAUUUUUGCCGACGCCCAUUAGAGCUCGAGCUGUCAUCUUUCUCUCGGUAUUUUGGUCAACAGGAGUUACUUUAGAAGUUCUUCUAGCCUAUGCAAUCAUGCCACAUCUUGGUUGGAGGUAUCUGGUGGCAAUUUCUACUUUCCCCUGUAUUUUCUUCUCUUUUUUCUUCAGAUAUCUUCCAGAAUCUCCACGGUAUUUAAUAAAUUCCAGACAAUACGCCAAAGCAGUAGCUACUUUACAGAAUGCAGCAAGAGUGAAUGGUAAGCCAAUUUUGCAGGGAACUAUUAAGCAACCUACAAAGAUGAAUUAUGGAAGACUGCGAAACUUAUUAAUGCCACCGUAUAGAAAAACAACAUUAUUACUUUGGACAAUAUGGUUCUGUACUGGCUUCACAUACUACGGCAUUAUAUUAAUUGCUCCACUGGUGUAUUCUACUGAUCACUGUGGUAAUUUAUCUAUCAAACUACUCUUCCUUGUACAAUCCAAGUGUGAUUGUAAAGUCUUAACCACAGCUGAUUAUGGACAACUUUUAAUUACGACCCUCGCAGAAUUUCUAGGCACAUUUCUAUCCUUUGCUUUAAUUGAAAGACUAGGAAGGAAAAAAUUACUAGCCUUGGAAUGUUUAAUAUCGGCGGUAUUAUUUUUUGUCUUGAUUGUCUGCAAUAUGACAAUUCAAACGAAGACUAUCAUAAUGUUCAUAAACAGAGCUAUGCUGGUAGGAGAGUAUCAAGUCAUCACUCUAUACACACCUGAGAUAUAUCCAACUAGCUCUCGAGCAAGUGGUUUAGGCUUCUGUAGCGGUUUUUCUCGACUCAGCGCCAUGGUUACACCGUUUAUUGCGCAGAUUGUCUUUACAAAAACGAAGGCUUUAGCUUUAUCCAUCUAUGGACUAGUGUCACUUUUGAGUGCUGCAUGUUCAAUUAUGCUACCUAUCGAAACUAAAGGACGCACAAUGCAGGUAAAAUUAGACUUUAAAUGA
This is a messenger RNA of Trichoplax adhaerens, 1431 nucleotides long. RefSeq lists its product as uncharacterized. Gene Ontology annotation, cellular component: membrane. Bases 1 to 1431 code for a protein of 476 amino acids. The transcript is spliced from 14 exons. Gene Ontology annotation, molecular function: transmembrane transporter activity. Gene Ontology annotation, biological process: transmembrane transport. The record is from RefSeq and is a predicted model, not a curated record. Lineage: Eukaryota; Metazoa; Placozoa; Uniplacotomia; Trichoplacea; Trichoplacidae.